Messenger RNA from Chrysochloris asiatica (Cape golden mole), 834 nucleotides. It is a transcript of the gene CRISP3, whose product is annotated as cysteine-rich secretory protein 3. Lineage: Eukaryota; Metazoa; Chordata; Mammalia; Afrosoricida; Chrysochloridae. Bases 1 to 834 code for a protein of 277 amino acids. The record is from RefSeq and is a predicted model, not a curated record. Gene Ontology annotation, cellular component: extracellular region. The transcript is spliced from 8 exons.
AUGAAAUUUGAGACUAUUGGCACGACAAAUCCUGUUUCAGAACGUGUUGACUUAGAUUUCCUUGCACAAUCAGAAUUUGCCAAAACAGGAAAUGCAUCAAUGCUGUUACGCUCAGUGGUGCUGUUUCUGGCUGCUCUGCUGCUUUCAGGCUUCCCUGGAAAUGGACAGGAUUCAGAUUUUGCAGGUCUGUCAACCACCCAACCCGAAGUCCAAAUGAAGAUUGUAGAUACACACAACCGCCUAAGGAGAGCUGUCUUGCCAUCAUCCAGUAACAUGGUGAAGAUGGUUUGGGACAAUGCAGCCCAAGUGAAUGCUCAAGCCUGGGCAAAUGCUUGCAAUUAUCAACACAGUGAUCAAGAGAAACGAAAAACCACUGUAACAUGUGGUGAGAAUCUCUUUAUGUCAAGUGUCCCUAUUUCAUGGGAAAAAGUAAUCCAAAAUUGGUAUGAUGAACGCAAUAAUUUUGAAUUUGGUAAAGGACCAACAUACUCAAAUGCAGUAGUUGGACAUUACACUCAGGUUGUUUGGGCCACAUCAUCCAGUGUUGCAUGUGGAUUUAGUUACUGUUCCAAUCAAGCCAAGCUAAAAUAUUACUAUGUUUGUCAGUAUUGUCCUGCCGGUAAUUAUGUAAAUACAAAGAAUACCCCUUACUUACCAGGAAUACCUUGUGCCUCUUGCCCUAAUUACUGUGACAAUGGACUAUGCACUAAUGGUUGCAUUCAUAAAGACGAUUAUACUAACUGUAAAAUAUUGAAGAAUAUGGUCAGCUGUCAACAUGACCUGGUCAGACAAAAUUGCAAAGCCUCCUGCAAUUGCGAAGACAAAAUUCAUUAA